UUAAAUAUAGACCUUACCCUCCCCAUUUUUUUCUCAUCCAAUUAUUCCUCUCUCUCUCUCUCUCUCAAAUUCAAAUCGAGAAAAACAAAAAAAAGGAUAGGGUUUUCGUCUCCGUCUCUCUGUUCGAUUUGGAUUCAGAUUCAUUUCGCUGUUUAAUCGAAUAGAUAUAACGAUGUCGCGAUAUUUCACAUCUCCACCGCCUGUGUAUGCAAGGAACUGGGCGAACGGUCAGAACCUGGUCGAAUCGACUAAGAUCAUCGAAAGACAAGUAGUACCUUCUAACAAGGUUCACCGCAAAGAGAAAGAGAAGGAGGAGAGGAAGAAAGAAAAGAAACAUAAGAAUGUGAAAUCCGUUGAACAGCUGUAUCUACCGACCAAGCAAGUGUGUGAUGAAUCUGAACAGCUUGAGAAGAGUUGUUUGACGGAAGAGCAUGAGCAACAUCACCAUGUUGGUUAUUUAUCUGAUGGUAGCCAGAACAGUAGGAAGAGAAGAAGGGAAGCUUCUCCCGCUGUUGAGAGUGACAUCAAAGCUACCCCUGUAGUUGGUAAGCCUCUACGGAUACGAUUUGUCUUCAAGAAACCUAAAGAAGCUGAGGCUGUUUUUCCUCGAGAGGAUCCUGUUUGCUCCACGUCAGGGACUGAUGGACACAUAGAAACAUCAACUUAUGUCUCAGCCCAUGAUGAGAAUCUGCUUUCAACUUCUCUUGCGAGUCGAAAGACUGCAAUUCCUUCCGAGUCAAAGAGUAAAAGGAAGCAUAAGAUUAGCAAAGAAUCUCGGUACAGUUCGUUGUUUGAUGAACCGGUUCUUCCCUGCAUUUCUAUGGAGGAAGAUGAUAACAGCAGUGAUGACUGGCUUCUUGGUGCGAGGCCGCAAAAGAAGGCUCCUGACAAGUCUUGUAUGAAUGAAGACAUGGUUAGCAACAUGCAGAAGUCUGGAGAUUCAUGUUUCCCUAGACCCCAGUAUUUGCCUGAAGUGGAGAUUUUUUCAUUGCCAUACACAGUCCUGUUUUAGGCCUGCCCCCAAAAUUGUUUUGUUCUUUCUCAGCUUUAGCCUUGGGCCUUAGCUUGUACAGUUCCACUGAUUGUAACAAACACAAGUAUCAAUAAUACUUUGACUGAUCUCUGA
Molecule: messenger RNA, 1126 nt
Organism: Brassica napus (rape)
Lineage: Eukaryota; Viridiplantae; Streptophyta; Magnoliopsida; Brassicales; Brassicaceae
Exons: 3
Coding region: 173-1012 (279 amino acids)
Source: RefSeq, a predicted model, not a curated record